AGGGGAGGGAGGAAGCUCUGUCCGCCCAGCAGAGCGAUCCCUGGGAGCCGAGCUCAGCUCAUCAGCCGGCCCUUCUGCAACGAGCAAGCCCGGGGACCCCCAAAACACAGCUCUCUCUUCCAGGGUUCAUUGAUGGUGAAUAGAAAUCUCUGAAUCGCAAGAGGGUCCCGACUGAGCGACGCAAAAUGACCGAUGUCCCCAUCGACAAAUCGAGCCUUCCUCGGGUCAAUGAAGUUUGCCGUGACUUUGCGGUACUUGAAGAUGGCGCUCUCGCUCAUUGCUUGCAGGAACAGGAAAUUGAACAACAUUAUGCCUCCAAUAUUCGAAAGAAUAAGUUGGUCCAGAAGGAUAUCCGCAUCGCCAAGAAACUGCAGGAUGAAGAGGACCUUCAGUGCAAGGUGUUCAGCUUAGAGAAGCAGAAGCAGAUCGAGGAGCUGGAUUCGGAGUAUGCUCGGGCGGUGCAGGAGGAACUGCAAAGGAAAGCGGCGGAGUGCUUACAGAGAGAAGAGGAGGACAAGGAAAUAGCCAAGCGGCUGCAGCAGCUGGAAGAGGAGGAACUGCAGAGAAAGAAGCAAGACAUGUCGAGGGGAGAACACGGGAAUCUCCAGCAACCCUACCUGACACCUUUGGAGAAUGAGGAAGAGGAAGAUUAUCUCUUCCGAAAUAAUAGUAAAAAGAGUGUAAAUACACCCGAUUACAGACGGGUACAGAGGAGCUCUGAGCGAGAGCAGAGCUCGAGGCAUUCUGAGGAGGAACUUGGCAGAGUCCAUUCUGCUCACAAAGGCCAUUCCAACAGAGUUUCCUUCGGGCAAAUCCAUUAUGAGAGUAACAGUUGUAAAAAUGACAAAGCGUCAGAUGUUUGGAAAGAACCCAGCCGUAGGGAACACGUGCAGGUUCCUUACCGGAAUCCUAGAAGCUCUUUGGAGAGAAGUCCGUGCCACCCAAGCCGUGUGGAGGUGAAGCACGAUAGGGAGAUCAUUCGCAAAGAGGAGACUGUUAGGGUGCAGAGAGAGAAGCAUUGUAAGCAUUACCCCGAAAGGUGCAGGCGCUCCAGCUCAGACAGCGAUGACUGUACCGAUCAAUGUGUCAGGGACAGGAGGAGUCGUCGGUCGCAAUGGAAUCAAAGCCGAGACCGCCACCAUCAUCGACCUUUGAAUAAACCUCACUCUAGAAAGUCAAGUCACAUUUUGAGAUCAGACGAAGACCCUAAAACAAGCUUUGAUAUAAAUCCACUGGACUGGAAGAUGGCAGAGUUACACGUUCAGAGCUCUGAUCAGCUGUUACAAGACGAAGAACUCGCCAGACAACUGCAAGAAGAGGAGGAGAAACGCAUUGCAAAACUGAAACAACGGGAGCAGCAUGAAGACUUUCGGGCAGCGCAGGUUGCGCAAGACGAGGAAAUUGCCAAGUAUAUUCAACGGCAGGAGCUGGAAGCGCGCAGGCGAUCGGAAGAGCUCGAUCUUAACCAAGAGAGUGAUGAUGACAUCAGUAUUUGUAGUUUUUCGGAAAGGCGGAGCUUGGGCGUUAAGAAUGAAGUGCCUCCCUGUAACCAAGGGCGUUUGGACUCCGAAGGCUUGGCCUCACCGACCGAAUGUCGCACUCCUGAGAGAAUGGAGGUUUCUACGGCAGAAGGACUUCAUGACCAGACCAACCUCAGGUCACCCAGAAAUAUUGCGGAAGAGCUCGAUCCAACUUUUAAAUCAAAAAAGGAAUCUACUAGUGAUGUAUUUGCAGACUGUUCACAAGAAUUUCCUGUAACCGGUCAGACCCAAGCCGUGCCGGUUGAUGGUCUUUACGAACUAAUGGAUGAUGGAGCCAACCCGCUAUUCAUACCGCCGACAAAACGUCAGCCGGAGAAACUGGGACGCACCAAACCCAAAGACAAGAAAGAAGGUUGCAAGCAACAAUGACCUAACCUUUGCCUAGCCAUCAUCCUAUUGCCAAACUUUUGUGUUCCAUGUCAAGUUAGCGUUGUAGACCUCUUCUGUGUGCGUCAACACAAGUGGAACUAACUCAUUCAGGGAUGAAGAAGAUAAUCUGAUUUCUGCAUACAGGUGCCUUAGGCAUGGACUUUAGAAAAAAAAAAAAGGCUGUUAUAAACCUUUUGAGGGCCAGUAGGGACAUCAACCCUCUGGCACUCAAAGGGGGUUAAUCCAAUGCCAGACCCUAAGUUUGGCGAUUUAAGAAGCACACGUUAAUUACAUAAUGUCUGAUCCCCCUAGAGGAUUCAUACCGUCAUUCUUAUUCAAUUUAGCAGUGUUUUACCUACUCCGAACGGCAUAUGAAAAGUAUUUCAUUGUGACUUGUGCAUUAGUUCUAUCAUGUAAAUGAAUUUCUUAAAAAAAAAAAAGAAAAAAAAUACAAUUUCAGAUCUUCACAAAAGAAGACAUUUACGUGCAGAACUUUAGAAGUCUUUUUUUUUUUCUUUUUUGUAUUACUCCCAUGGUAUGUUAUUUGAAGUUUGCUUAUUCACUAUUUUUUUUUUUUUUGUUCCUAUUAUACCGAAUCGUCCCUGUUAAGUGUUUCUUUGAAUUGCGAAAUAACGCAGUGUUUGAGUACAAUAAUUUUGAAAUAUUUUGCACUGAUUUUGUUUUUAUUAUUGUUAUUCCAAUACUUUCUGGUGCUUUUGUGUAUAGAUCCCAGAUGCCUUUUAGAACUUUACUUUGAGAGAGAGAGAAAAAAAAAAACAUUUUUAUAUAAAAUACAGUAUUAUUUCUA
Spea bombifrons (plains spadefoot toad) is the source of this 2718-nucleotide messenger RNA. Its product is annotated as trichohyalin-like. NCBI's taxonomy places the organism in Eukaryota, Metazoa, Chordata, Amphibia, Anura, Pelobatidae. The record is from RefSeq and is a predicted model, not a curated record. The coding region runs from base 186 to 1910 and encodes 574 amino acids. The transcript is spliced from 13 exons.